This is a messenger RNA of Sciurus carolinensis (gray squirrel), 2983 nucleotides long. RefSeq names its product G protein subunit alpha 11 (gene Gna11). The coding region runs from base 95 to 1174 and encodes 359 amino acids. Gene Ontology annotation, molecular function: G-protein beta/gamma-subunit complex binding; G protein-coupled receptor binding; guanyl nucleotide binding. NCBI's taxonomy places the organism in Eukaryota, Metazoa, Chordata, Mammalia, Rodentia, Sciuridae. The transcript has 7 exons. The record is from RefSeq and is a predicted model, not a curated record. Gene Ontology annotation, biological process: phospholipase C-activating dopamine receptor signaling pathway; action potential; adenylate cyclase-modulating G protein-coupled receptor signaling pathway. Gene Ontology annotation, cellular component: heterotrimeric G-protein complex.
GCGGCUCCGGCGGGCCGGGCCGGGCCGGGCCCGGCGGCCGGGGGGCGGCGGCGGGGGCGGCUGGCGGCGGCCGGCGGCGGCCGGGGCCGGGACGAUGACUCUGGAGUCCAUGAUGGCGUGUUGCCUGAGCGACGAGGUGAAGGAGUCGAAGCGCAUCAACGCCGAGAUCGAGAAGCAGCUGCGGCGGGACAAGCGCGACGCCCGGCGCGAGCUCAAGCUGCUGCUGCUGGGCACAGGCGAGAGCGGCAAGAGCACCUUCAUCAAGCAGAUGCGCAUCAUCCACGGCGCCGGCUACUCGGAGGAGGACAAGCGGGGCUUCACCAAGCUGGUCUACCAGAACAUCUUCACGGCCAUGCAGGCCAUGAUCCGCGCCAUGGAGACCCUGAAGAUCCUCUACAAGUACGAGCAGAACCAGGCCAACGCGCUCCUGAUCCGGGAGGUGGAUGUGGAGAAGGUGACGACGUUCGAGCACCAGCACGUGGAGGCCAUCAAGACGCUGUGGGAGGACCCUGGCAUCCAGGAGUGCUACGCCCGCAGGCGGGAGUUCCAGCUCUCGGACUCUGCCAAGUACUACCUGUCUGACGUCGACCGCAUCGCCACCUCCGGCUACCUGCCCACCCAGCAGGACGUGCUGCGGGUCCGCGUGCCCACCACUGGCAUCAUCGAGUACCCCUUCGACCUGGAGAACAUCAUCUUCAGGAUGGUGGACGUCGGAGGACAGAGGUCCGAGCGGAGGAAGUGGAUCCACUGCUUUGAGAACGUGACGUCCAUCAUGUUCCUGGUGGCGCUCAGUGAGUACGACCAGGUCCUGGUGGAGUCGGACAACGAGAACCGCCUGGAGGAGAGCAAGGCGCUGUUCCGCACCAUCCUCACCUACCCCUGGUUCCAGAGCUCCUCCGUCAUCCUCUUCCUCAACAAGAAGGACCUGCUGGAGGACAAGGUCCUCUGCUCCCACCUGGUCGACUACUUCCCCGAGUUCGACGGGCCCCAGCGGGACGCGCAGGCGGCGCGGGAGUUCAUCCUGAAGAUGUUCGUGGACCUGAACCCCGACAGCGACAAGAUCAUCUACUCGCACUUCACCUGCGCCACCGACACGGAGAACAUCCGCUUCGUGUUCGCGGCCGUCAAGGACACCAUCCUGCAGCUCAACCUCAAGGAGUACAACCUGGUGUGAGCCCCGCCGCGCCUCCCCGCCGCGCCUCCGGCCGUGACUUCUGGCUCCGUUUUUUUCUAAAAAAAAAAAAAAGGAAAGAAAAACAAAAAAGAAAUGGGAGGUGGGGGGGGCCCUGAGAGCGGAGCGCCCUGCGCCCUGCGCCCGCCUGCGGCUGCCUCCUGCCUCCUGCCUCAUCCUGGCUCCCCAGGAGCAGAGGUGCGGGCCUGGGGCCACGGACCUGCCUUCGCCAAGUUAUUGGGUCCUCGCGCCCACGCUGUGGUUUUGCCCCCUGGACUCCAAGAAGUGGGGGUGGGCGGCGCCCGUUGCCCGCCCGCCCGGAAGUGCCUAACCUAUAUAUAUAUAUAUAUUUUUUUUUUUGGGGGGGGGGGGGGAGAAAAAACCAGUUCACCUGGCUCCCAGGUCGGAGGGACCCCGCGGUGCCUGGUGGCCGUCAGCCCGUCUGCCGGGGUCAGGCACUUCAGGAUUCCUGUGCGUGGGUCCUGGGCCCGGGUCCUGCUCCUGGUGCCUGACCCAGGACCGUGCUGGGGACAGGGGCUUCCGCUCGCUCCGUUGGCUCGUCGUGGUUUGGAAAGCGAGGGUAGACGGGGACUUUUUCAGAAUCUUCUCAGGUCUGUCCCCAGAGGCGGAGAGGAAAGGUGGGGGUUGCUGCUGGCGGCCAUGUGCACAGCUGUCCCCAGCACUGUCCCCAGCCUGCCGCCAGCACCUGCGCCUUGCCAGGCCAUCGAGGGCCCGUGGUGGCCAGGUGCUGGGCAGGGUGAGCGGGCACGCCAGCCCCAGUGGCCUGCAGACCAGGCCCCGUGCUCAGCGUAGCCGCGCCUCCCGAGACUGGCGGAGAGCGGGGGUGGAAGUGGCCGUCCACUGUGGGCUGCUGAGCACCAUGGCGUCUGUCGUCCGGCUGGCUUUUUGCACGUUUGUCCUGGGAGUGGAUGGCCAGUGAUGCCCUUGUCCCUGGCGCCCAGCGGAGCCUGCUGCAGCUCUGGGCCUCGGACGGGGCACAGAAGAGUCAGCUCGCGGCGAGUCGGCCCGCAAGCCACUGGAGAGAGGACCUGAGGGGCUUGUGCCAACGGAGGGCCCCUGCAGUGGUCCAGGUGCCAGUGGACAUUCCUGGCCGUGGUCAGUGGGGCCUCAGCGUCCUCAGGCAGGGCGUCCCCCUCUGUCCCCAACAGGGGUCCUUCCCUGUGCUCUGUGCACCGAGAAGGGUUUGUGCCAAAAGCCCUGGCAGCAGGGCUGGGCAGGGUCCCAAGGGCAGCUGGACAUGACGAAAGGGAGGAGGGCAGGGUCCCUCACACAGGCCUGGGCCCCUCCACCAGCCAAGUGUUGACCCCUCUCAGGGCCGCGUGCCAAGUGUCCCUGGACUGGCCAGGGCCUCUGCCCAGCAGAACCCAGGUCGCAGCCCCGUGCUGGUGCCCCGGGCUGCAGCUGCUGUCCUUGCCCCGGCGUCCCCUCUGAACGCCGUCGUGAGCCACCCCAGUGGCCUGGGGGAGCCCUCAGCCAGGCCCCUGCUGCGUCUGGCGACCUGGGCAUCACAGAGCCCUGGUUCCGCACGCCGGGGACCCGGCCUGGGUGAGGGUAGAACGCCUUUUACGCCUUCCGCCCCUCGAGGUGCCUGUGUCGGCGUGUUGGGGACAGUGGGAGUCGGGCGCGUCUGGGCUCCACGUCCACCUCCUGGACUGAGGGGAGGGCACCAGGGUCCCCACGGCAGGUCAGGGGCCCUGACCCCUUAAUCCAGAGGUUCCUGAUGGAAAUCGACUUUUCAUAUCUUUCUCUUGAAAUGAAUUGUUUUAAAUUGGAAUAAACUUGGUUCCUACA